Molecule: messenger RNA, 1936 nt
Organism: Pelobates fuscus (common spadefoot toad)
Lineage: Eukaryota; Metazoa; Chordata; Amphibia; Anura; Pelobatidae
Exons: 4
Coding region: 336-1394 (352 amino acids)
Source: RefSeq, a predicted model, not a curated record
AAUGUUAAAAUUGUACAUUUGCAGAUUUUUAUAUUUAAUUUAUUUAAAAAUUUCUACACCUAUAAAAUCUAAACUUAUCACCUGAUGCCUCCGACAAUUAAAUCCCUUCAAAUUUCAAAAUAGGCUAGAUUUUUCACUGGCAUAAUCUGUACACACUAAAAAUAAAAUUCAAUUACUUAAUACAUUUUAGAGCAAUAAUAUUGGUAUGUAAAAGCUUAGAUUUCCUUUUAGAAAUAAAUGUGUAGAAAUAUUUGUACUUUUAUAUCUAUUUUUAAAUAGCACAUUUUUACUGGCCACAUUGGCUUAUCUUAUAAAGUUUAAUAAACCCAAGCAUCAUGGGACGACUGGAUGAACAAGCGAAGAACCGCAUAGUGGUGUUGAGGAAAGCUGGUCUCAGCUUCCGUAAGAUCAAGAAAGUUCUUGAACUGGACAAUAUCAAAGUAACACCACAAGCCAUCUACCUCUUCCUAAAACGCAAGAACAUUGAGCCUGAAAAGUCCACCGGUGGUCCCCAUGGAGUGACACCCAAAGAGAAGCCAUGGGGGGAAGGGCAGCUCUGGAAUGUGAUUCCUGAAAAUGUUGGCCAGUGUAACAGAGUUAAGGAUCAAGGAAAUAUGGUUCAGAAGACAGGAGAAAUGGUAGAAACCAGGAGGCCUCAAGAAAUUGGCAAAGAAGAGGGCAUUAAGAUUGUCAGUGUGACCUCUCUGUCCAAGGGAAACCAUACCUUUCAUUCUCCUCCACCUGUCCAGAGAACUGCAACCCUAGGACAGACUCUGCACGAGCCCCGUGAUUGCAUAGUGAGACAAGGUCACUCACCUGCCAUAAAUGGCCCAAGACAAGCUACAGUCACAGUGACUCCUCAACCAUAUCAUGGGAGAGCAAGGACCCCACUCCCUGCUCCCAGGAACCCAGCACUGCUCGUGACAAAAAAGAUAGUGGACAGAGCUAUCCACCUGCAGAAAAAGGUCACCGCACAGAAUGGUACCCCACUUUUGACCCAUGGUGCUCAUUACCCAAUGACCAGCAUGGUUUCUAGCCGCCUGCCACCUAUGAGACAAGAGCCAGCUCCAUGUUCACUGAUAAAAGACGCCAGCACUCAAACAGCGGCUCCUAUUCAUUCUGUAGCAGUAAACGCAGAGCAGUUGGACACUAUCAGGGGAGAGCUUCACAGAUUGACACAGGCUGUGCAAACUCUAAUGGACAGACAGAACCGCUGGGAGCAAGAACAGCACAGACAGCGGCAAUGUAACCACCAGGAAAUAAUGUUACAAAUCCAACAGUUGGGUGCUUCUGUAACGGCGAGGUGUCCACAGAACUGCGCCUCAUAUAACAGCGCACAAGAGCCAGACGCCCAACUGCCUGAUAUCGGACAUUUCAAGAUGGAGCUUUUGUGAAUGUAGACGAUUUAUGCUCCAGUUUUGGAGCAAGAAGGACACACAAGCACGCUUAUCAACACAUACACAAGUAUUUAAUGCCGUUAAACGGGGAGAUUAUACGAUUUAACCAUGACAGGCAUUCGGCAGUUUUAUAAACCACAGAGCCCAUGAUACUCUAGAGCUAGAAGCAGUGGAUCAUGGGAACUGCCAUCCAGGACCUCAUGUUGCUUAUCCCUGCCUUAAUACACAGUAAUGUGUGCAAAAAGACUUUUACACUAUUUGACUGUUCCAAAAAGUGUGUUUUAACUGGGGGAAAAUAAAAAUAAAAAAAGGCACAUGAGCCAAACUUCAUUUAGUGUGACAUUUAUAAUGCUUCUUUCAAUAAGACUCCAACAUGUUGUAUUGGUAAAGAGACACUCCAGAACCUUGAAGCACUUUAGCUUGCCGAAAAGCUUUAUGUUUGAAGAGUGUGUUCUAUUUUUUAGAUUCUGGAAAUUGUGUAGAUUUCAAUAGAAAUUGGCCCUUUUAUAAAUUGUACUGCCUUGCAAAGACUUUUCAUU